AUCUACCGUUUGCAAUUGGUGUUUGGAUGGCAAGGUCGAUCAACGUCGAGUACAGUGUAGCCAAGUCGGAGGACUAUGACUCCGUACGGGAUUUUGUCGUGAAGCAUUACUACGCGGAUGAGCCGCUCAACACUUCGUACGUUUACGGCUCGGAACCAGCCGAAGAUGACGUCGACUUUUCGCUGUCGUUCCUGUUCCAGAGCAUGGCCGUGAAGGCCACGGAUGAGGGACGCUUGGUUGGUGUUUCCAUCGGAAGUCCCGUGUAUCCGGAAUACUUAGCGGACUUGCUCAAAGCAGCUGAAGUGGCGAAAACUCGCAAAUGGCGCGAUAACCUGCUACUGCUGGCACAUCUGCAACGCUUGGCGAACGUUCUGGAGCGGUUCAGGGUGGACCGCUGCUACGACAUUGAGAUCCUUGCCGUGCAUCCGGACUACCGAGGGCACUCGAUUGGGCGGAGGCUGUUCGAGGAGCAGUUUAGGCAGGGAAGAAGCCUAGGAUAUCCGCUGGCAUCGGCUGACUGUUCGAGCUACUACUCGGCACGGAUUGCCGAACGGGUUGGAAUGGAGUGCGUUGCGAAGUUAGCCUACGCGGACUACCGGGAUGAGUCCGGUGUGCAGCUGUUUCGACCCAAGGAGCCGCAUCUGGAGGUGCAAACGUUCGCGAAGGUGCUCUAACCUAACCGGAUACCAAAAUUACCUUGUAACUAAUAAACUCGCCCAUUCUGAUUAGAAAUUCACUCACUCGUA
Molecule: messenger RNA, 746 nt
Organism: Culex pipiens pallens (northern house mosquito)
Lineage: Eukaryota; Metazoa; Arthropoda; Insecta; Diptera; Culicidae
Product: arylalkylamine N-acetyltransferase-like 2
Exons: 1
Coding region: 27-674 (215 amino acids)
Molecular function (GO): N-acetyltransferase activity
Source: RefSeq, a predicted model, not a curated record